Molecule: messenger RNA, 940 nt
Organism: Plodia interpunctella (Indianmeal moth)
Lineage: Eukaryota; Metazoa; Arthropoda; Insecta; Lepidoptera; Pyralidae
Product: glutathione S-transferase 1-like
Exons: 6
Coding region: 236-907 (223 amino acids)
Biological process (GO): glutathione metabolic process
Molecular function (GO): glutathione transferase activity
Source: RefSeq, a predicted model, not a curated record
UCAAAAGAAUUACUUUAUUAUGACUGUAGUUACAUUUCUCGAUGUAAUUUAUGUUCAUAGUGACUGUUAACAAAAAACGUUUCUGGCAUGUUUUGGAGAACAUUAGCCAUUAUCCCGUUAUCGCACGACUGGUAUUUUUUUUAUCCCAAAAAAAUAACAUUUGUGAUCCACUUCCUUAUCUUGUGCUUAAUUAAGUAGUUUAUCUAACUAAACAAAAGGACACACUAGAUCCAGAAUGGCUCCUCUCAUAUUGUACACCCACGAUCUCAGCCCGCCAGCAAGCGCGGUGUACAUGCUCGCCAACAUGCUAGGGCUGGAGAUCGAGGGUCGCCCAGUUGACUUGGCGAGACUGGAGCACAAAUCCGAAGAGUUUCUAAAGAUCAAUCCCAUGGGAACUAUUCCAGUCCUGGUAGAUGGUGAUUUUGUAGUGUCUGAAAGCCACGCGAUCCUCAAGUACUUGCUGCAGCAGUACGGCGGCGAGCGCCGCGAGGAACUGUAUCCGAGCGACGCGCGCGUGCGCUCCAGGGUCGACACCUGCUUGUUCUUCAACGCUGGAGUCUUCUUCGUCAGGCUGAAGGUCGUUGCGCUGCCAAUUAUCUUGGAAGGUUCGCCGAGUCCUUCGGCCCGCCAGCUGGCGGACAUCGAGCUGGCGUACGGCGCGCUGGAGCAGUACCUGCGCGCGCAGCAGUUCGCGGCCGCCGCGCACGCGACGCUGGCGGACCUCGCGCUCGCCGCCACCGCCGCGCCCAUGCAGGCCAUCAGGAAAAUCGACAGUAAAAGAUUUCCCCGCUGCGUGGAAUGGUUGUCAACGUUAGAGAAGGAACCUUGGUACCGUGGACCUAGUACUACCUGCGUAAAGACAUUCACGGCGAUCAUGGAAACAGCGUGGAAGAAAAACAAUCAAUAAGCACCAUGUUCUAAUAAAAUCCCAUUUAUUGAA